GACCCCGCUGGCGGCCCGCGCCGGGCGCUCGCCCUCCUGGAAGCCCCCGAGGGCCCCCGGACCUCGGCCGACUGAACAGAAACUGCUCUCCCAUUGAUUCGACCGGGCCUGGGCGAGCGGCCGGGUGCGUGUGCCGGAGCGCGUGCGGAAGGCAGAAGGGCAGGAAGUCGGUCUCUGGCAGCCGGGGUGGCGGCACCGCGCAGGGGACGCAGCCUUCCUUAUUUAUGUGUCUGCCGGCGUUUGCCUUCUUCGCCCGAAGACUUCAGGGAGCGUCUCGGAGCUGCGUUCCUCGCGUGUGAGGCACGGGAAGGGCUGGAUGUCUGAACAACAUGCUUAUCCAUUAACCUCCAAACUUUCCUUUUUUUAACCCAAAGAAUAUCGGUGAUUUUUGUUCACUGCUCGCAGAAGAAGAGAGAACCCAGGGCCCUUGAAAUGCAGCAAAAUCCUUAUUUAUAAAGUGGCCCCGCUGUAGUGAUAUGUGAACCCCCUGGACUCAGUGAAUCUUCUAUCCUAUGGAUAUCGGUCUUGGGAUUUGAGACUGAAGAGCUGUGCUACUGUCUGCGCUGGGUCCGGCGGCCUCCAUCCUGUCCAUGCCCAGCUUCCCCUGGGACUGCUGGUCCUCCCUGGAGAUCAGAGUGGUCCUGUGUGCCAUGGGCUGCAUUCAGAGCAUCGGAGGCAAAGCCAGAGUCUUCCGGGAAGGCAUCACGGUGAUCGAUGUGAAGGCCUCUAUCGACCCCAUCCCCACCAGCAUCGAUGAGUCCUCCAGCGUGGUGCUCCGCUACCGGACACCCCACUUCCGUGCCUCGGCCCAGGUGGUCAUGCCGCCCAUCCCCAAGAAGGAGACCUGGAUAGUCGGCUGGAUUCAGGCGUGCAGCCACAUGGAGUUCUACAACCAGUACGGGGAGCAGGGCAUGUCCAGCUGGGAGCUCCCAGACCUCCAGGAAGGCAAGAUUGAGGCCAUCAGCGACUCGGACGGGGUGAACUACCCGUGGUACGGCAACACCACAGAGACCUGCACCAUCGUGGGCCCCACCAAGAGAAACUCCAAGUUCAUCAUUAGCAUGAACGAUAACUUCUACCCCAGCGUCACGUGGGCCGUGCCCGUCAGCGAGAGCAACGUGGCCAAACUGACCAACAUCUACCGGGACCAGAGCUUCAUCACGUGGCUGGUGGCCACCAACACCUCGACCAACGACAUGGUCAUCCUGCAGACCCUGCACUGGCGCAUGCAGCUGAGCAUCGAGGUGGACCCCGCCCGGCCCCUGGGCCAGCGCGCCCGGCUCCGGGAGCCCAUCGCCCAGGACCAGCCCAAAAUCCUGAGCAAGAACGAGCCCAUCCCGCCCAGCGCCCUGGUCAAGCCCAACGCCAACGACGCUCAGGUCCUCAUGUGGCGGCCCAAGUUUGGGCCGCCGCUGGUGGUGAUCCCGCCCAAGCACCGGUAGCGGCUGGGGGCGCCCGCGGGGCGACACCCGGAUGAGGACACCGCUCAAGCGACCCCCCACACGGACUCUGUGGUCAUUCAGCGAAAUACAACCUUUCUACCUUCUCCGGCGGGGCGGAUCUCACUGUGCGAAUGCCCCUGGGAUGGCCCCUCCCCACCCCGCCCCGCCCCCGCCCUUCUGGAACCUGCUUUCCUGGGGGAGGGGGGAGACCCAGGCGGGACCGACCCCCCAACAUGCACCCUCAGUGUCACCCUGGGUCUCCUUUCCUCUCCUCGCAAGUUCAUUCAUUUGCAACAGACACCCUGAAACAACUGCUUUUUCUGUUCUUUUUUUUUUUUUUAAAUCCCU
Budorcas taxicolor (takin) is the source of this 1790-nucleotide messenger RNA. RefSeq names its product family with sequence similarity 78 member A (gene FAM78A). The record is from RefSeq and is a predicted model, not a curated record. Bases 591 to 1442 code for a protein of 283 amino acids. The transcript is spliced from 2 exons. Lineage: Eukaryota; Metazoa; Chordata; Mammalia; Artiodactyla; Bovidae.